Salarias fasciatus (jewelled blenny) is the source of this 2320-nucleotide messenger RNA. Its product is annotated as calpain-2 catalytic subunit-like. The record is from RefSeq and is a predicted model, not a curated record. Gene Ontology annotation, cellular component: cytoplasm. Gene Ontology annotation, molecular function: calcium ion binding; calcium-dependent cysteine-type endopeptidase activity. Bases 109 to 2202 code for a protein of 697 amino acids. Lineage: Eukaryota; Metazoa; Chordata; Actinopteri; Blenniiformes; Blenniidae. Gene Ontology annotation, biological process: proteolysis. The transcript has 21 exons.
GGCCCCUCCUUCGGUCCUGGGCGGAGGUCUGAAGCUCUGAGAGGAGAGAAAGGAAAAAAAAGUUUGUGUAGAAGAAGCUGUGGAAGUUUUCAGAGUCAGUGGAUCAUCAUGUCCGGCGUGGCCUCCACCCUGGCUAAGAAGCGCGCCCUGGCCGCGGGCUUCGGCACCAACGCCAACGCGGUGCGCUACCUGAACCAGGACUUCACGUCCCUGCGCGCGGAGUGCCGCUCCUCCGGGCGCCUCUUCUGCGACCCGACCUUCCCCGCCGCGCCCGAGGCGCUCGGCUUCAAGGAGCUGGGCCGCAGUUCCUACAAGACCCGGGGGGUCACCUGGAAGAGGCCCACGGAACUUGUCUCCAACCCGGAGUUCAUCUUGGGAGGAGCCACCAGGACAGACAUCUGCCAGGGAGCUCUGGGUGACUGCUGGCUGUUGGCAGCCAUUGCCUCUCUGACUCUGAAUGAAUAUGUUAUGGCCCGCGUUGUGCCCCAGGACCAGGGCUUUGGUGACGACUAUGCCGGCAUUUUUCACUUCCAGUUCUGGCAGUUCGGUGAGUGGGUGGACGUGGUGAUCGACGACCAGCUGCCGGUUAAAGACGGAGAGCUGAUGUUUGUCCACUCGGCCGAGGGGAGGGAGUUCUGGAGCGCCCUGCUGGAAAAGGCCUACGCCAAGGUGAACGGCUGCUAUGAGGCUCUGUCCGGCGGCUCCACCACAGAGGGCUUCGAGGAUUUCACCGGCGGCAUCGCGGAGAACUAUGACCUGCAGCGACCGCCGCGCAAUAUGUUUCAGAUCAUCAACAAGGCGCUGGAGGCCGGAGCCCUGCUGGGCUGCUCCAUCGAUAUCACGAGCGCCGCCGAUUCAGAGGCUGUGACGCGCCAGAAGCUGGUGAAAGGCCACGCCUACUCCCUGACGGGCGCAGUGGAGGUGAACUACCGUGGCCGUAUGGAGAAGCUGGUGAGGAUGAGGAACCCCUGGGGUCAGGUGGAGUGGACCGGAGCCUGGAGCGAUGGAUCAUCUGAAUGGAACUAUGUGCAGGGAGACUGUCCGCACGCCAAUGCAGAGGACGGGGAGUUCUGGAUGUCUUUCCCAGAUUUCCUCCGUCACUACUCCCGAAUCGAGGUGUGCACUCUGACCCCGGACACCAUAGAAGACGACUCGGUCAAGCACUGGAGCGUGAGCAAGUUCGACGGCACCUGGAGGAGAGGAUCUACUGCCGGAGGCUGCCGGAACCACCCCUACACCUUCUGGAUGAACCCUCAGUUUGUAAUUAAGCUGGAGGAGGAAGACGAUGACCCUGAUGAUGGAGAGAACGGCUGCAGCUUCGUGGUUGGCCUGAUCCAGAAGAACCGACGUAGGCUGCGCAAACAAGGGGAGGACAUGCACACCGUCGGCUUCGCCAUCUACGAGCUUCCUCAACAGUUCCAAGGGCAGCGUGAAGUGCACCUAGACAAGAACUUCUUCCUGACCCACGCUCAGACGGCAAGGUCCGAAACGUUCAUCAACCUGCGUGAGGUCAGCUCCCGCUUCAAGCUGCCGCCGGGCGAGUACCUGAUCGUCCCCUCCACCUUUGAGCCACACCUCAACGGGGACUUCUGCAUCCGGGUGUUCUCCGAGAAACAGACGGAGACCAUACCGUGUGACGACCCAGUCAACGCUGAGCUGGAUGAUGAGACGGUGCCGGAGUCGGAGGUGGACGCAGGAUUCAGAAACCUCUUCUCCAAACUCGCCGGAGACGACAUGGAGAUUUCGGCGGCGGAGCUGCGAACCAUCAUGAACAAGAUUGUUGGCAAACGAACCGAUAUCAAGACGGAUGGUUUCAGCAUGGAGACAUGCAGAGUGAUGGUCAACCUCAUGGACGAAAGCGGCAACGGAAAGCUCGGCCUCACCGAGUUCGCCACGUUGUGGAAAAAGGUUCAGCGCUACCUGUCCAUCUACAAGAAGAACGACGCUGAUAAUUCCGGAACGAUGAGCACGCCUGAGAUGAGAGUGGCCUUCAAAGAUGCUGGUUUCACCCUCAACAACACCAUUUACCAGCUGCUGGUUGCUCGAUACUCCGACCCUGACAUGACCAUCGACUUCGACAACUUUGUGUGCUGCCUGAUGAGGCUGGAGAUGAUGUUCAGACUCUUCAAGAAGUGCGACCCUCAAGACAGCGGCACCAUCCAGCUGGACUUCGCUCAGUGGUUGAACUUUUCCAUGAUCUGAGCCGGAGCCCCGCCACAGCCUGGUCAUCACAUGUUAACACAGCUUCAAGGUCCCUGUGACGUCUGUUUUCACUGCCCACAAUCUUACUGCCAACAAAUGUCAAUAAAUGUCUCUGAAC